Messenger RNA from Stereum hirsutum FP-91666 SS1, 414 nucleotides. RefSeq lists its product as uncharacterized. The transcript has 4 exons. The coding region runs from base 1 to 414 and encodes 137 amino acids. NCBI's taxonomy places the organism in Eukaryota, Fungi, Basidiomycota, Agaricomycetes, Russulales, Stereaceae. The record is from RefSeq and is a predicted model, not a curated record.
AUGCACGAGAGCACGGAUCCGCUGCUCCUCAAGGGGAAGGGCAGCGGCAAUGCCUUGGGGAACGCAUUGGAUUUCCUCCUUUUAUUUCAAAAAUACUGUGUCCAGGGGGCUGGACCCACGGAAGAGAGGCUGGAGAAAGAAGAGCAGGCGAAGCGUAGAACGGAAUCGAUUGAAAAAACCAAGGAGUGGAAGGCUCGCACGGACUUGUUUCCGAGAAUAUUUACUGAAGGAUUACCAGGCGAAAAGCGAGGAAAGGAAGACCAGAGAGCCCUUCAAGCGAGGGUACUCAGCUCGGUUCUGCACACGAUUUUUGCUUUCAUCCGGAAAGUGAUUAUGCAGGCCGUACCGUUUUCGGUGAUCGGGAAGAUAGCAGAGCAGACACCUGAGACAGUCUAUCGCCGAGGUAGUAUUUGA